AUGGUGUUCAACAAGCUCGUGUCGUUCCAACUCGACUAUGCGCCACAGUAUCAUCUCUCAAAGUAUAUUUCAUCGCGUUCCGGGCUUCAACUGAUCCAUAUCAACAAUAAAGCUUCGCCUUUGGUUCAAGGCUACUUUGCCGUUGCUACGGAGUGUGCAACGGACUCUGGAGUGCCACAUACGCUGGAGCAUCUUAUUUUCAUGGGUUCUCAUAAACAUCCUUACAAAGGGCUCUUGGACACAGCUGGAAAUCUGUGUAUGUCGUCGACGAAUGCAUGGACUGCGACGGACCAGACGGUAUACACUCUGACAUCUGCAGGGUGGCCGGGCUUCAAAAAGCUGCUUCCUGUUUAUCUGGAUCACAUCUUGAACCCAACUCUCACGGAUCAGGCGUGCACCACAGAGGUCUACCACGUCGACCCCGAAGAUCUGCAAGAGAAAGGCGUGGUGUUUAGUGAAAUGGAGGGCAUCGAGUCUCAAAGUUGGUUCAUCACAAUGUUAGAAAAACAGCGAAAACUUUUCAAGCAAGGAAGCGGGUAUCGCUCGGAAACUGGUGGUUUGACAAGUCAAUUGAGAGAGUUGACCAACGACGAAAUCCGAAAAUUCCACAAGGCCAUGUAUUCGCCUGAAAAUUUGUGUCUCAUUGUGUCUGGUAAUGUUCCUGAAGAUGAGCUCCUACGCAUAGUUUCAGAAUUUGAUCUGAGCUUGCCAAAAUUUGAGAAAGAACGAUUCAGACCAUUUCUGGAUACACAAGAGUCUCAAAUUCCACCUCGCAGAGAUGAGAUCACCCUUUCAGAGGCCGAAUUUCCUGAAACCGAUGAAACGCAAGGUGAAAUACUUAUGUCCUGGAUCGCGGAACCCUACAAAGCACAUUUGAAUGAUCUGGCGGUAUCUUUGUUGAUGGACUACUUUACCGAAACGGCUUUAGCUCCCUUCAAUAGUCAGCUUGUUGAAGUUGAGGACCCAUUGGCAAACUUUGCGGAGUAUUGGACUGAUGAUUACAUGCGCACAAUCAUAAAUUUAAACUUUCAUGGGGUGCCGGUAGAAAGAUUACUAGAAGCCAAAGAUAAGAUAUUGGAGAUAUUGAGCACACACAAGAUUGACAUCUCACGAAUGAAACAAGUGAUAGACAAUGGAAAGUGGGAUUACGUCAUGAAAUGUGAAAAGAAUGGACUUACUAUAUUGAGCCAAGUUUGUAUCACAGACUUUCUCUAUGGGGACGAAAAUGGCAAGAUUCUGGAAGAUAGUUUGAAAGAUCUGAGCGACUUUGACAAGCUUUCAAAGUGGACUCUGGAGCAGUGGCAAGACCUACUCGGUAGGGUUUUCAUUGAAAAUAAGCCCGUCAUUGUUCUGGGUAAACCGAGUGCUGUUCUGUAUCAAACUCUUGAGGAGCAGAAGCAGAACAGAACAAAGGACAGAGAAGUGAAACUAGGUUCAGAAGGCAAAGCUCAUUUAAAAAAGAGACUUGAGGAUGCGCUGGCUCAUAAUGGUGCUGAUAUUCCAUCUAACUUGCUGAAUAAGUUUGUGGUAGAAGAUCCUGAAAAGAGUGUGACUUUAAUUCAUACAAAUGGCUGUUCCACCGUUCAAACGUCUGUUGCUGAUGUGGAGAACGAAUGGGCACGCAAAAUUCUUGACACAAAGCCUGAGUCGUUUCCGUUUUCUUUGCAUUUUGAACAGUUUCCGUCUCAAUUUGUUGAGCUGCGUGUCAUGCUUAAUACUUUCAAAGUAGACGACGUUGCUUUGCUCCCAUUAUAUCAUGUAAUAUGUGAACUCUUUUCAAUGCCCAUGAGGGCCGAGGAUGGAUCUAUUAUCGGAUUUGAGAGCGUCGUGUCCAGUUUGAAAUCUGAAACAAUUGAUGCUGAAAUCUCCAUGAGUCUUGGCAACAGCUUUCCAGAUUUACUUGAAUUUUGCGUUUCGUGCAGAACUGAGGACUACGAUAAGGCUAUCAAGUGGAUAAAGCAUUGUCUAUUCGACAUGAUUUUUGAUAAGAAGAGGGUGAGGGUGUUGCUAGAAAAGUACUUAAGCUCAAUAGUUGAGCUCAAAAGGGAAGGUGACCUAAUGGUCAAUUCCCUCUUCAACAGACAUUUCUACUCCGAAAGAACAAUGAAAAAAUCAACCGAUGCAUUAUUUGUGGAGCAGAUACUUGGUGACAUUCUGGAUCAGAUCGACGAUGGAAAGUAUGAACAAUGUGUUUUGCCAAAGCUUAAUGAAAUGCGGAAGCAAAUGGCAGUCGAUUUCCAUUCAUACCAUAUUUUAGUGUUUGGCGGUAUCGAGAAGAUAACAAACGUUUAUGCACCAUGGCUUGAUCUUUUGUCUAAAAGCACUUAUCAACACACUUCAAUAGAGCACGUCCCACCUGUUCCGCGUCUGAUCGACUCGCUGUCACCUUUGGGGAAGCGCCCAAAAAAUCUAGCACACAUCAUUACUACGCCUGCUUCCGAAUCAUCUUAUAUGACCACAGCGACGGGACUCGGAAUCGAUAUGAACUACAACCACCCAGAUCAUGCCGCCAUCUGUCUUGCUGCUGAGUAUCUAGGAUGCGUCGAAGGUCCGUUUUGGAAGGGUAUACGUGGGUCCGGCUUGGCUUACGGUGCGAACAUCAUAAAGAUGGUAGAGUCAAACGCCAUUGGUUUUUCUGUCUACCGCGGUGCUGACAUCAUUAGCUGUUAUCAAACAGCUCGCUCUAUCAUCAAUGACUUUGCCCUCGGAAAUUGCGAAAUUGAUCCUCAACUUGUCAAAGGCGCCGUGAGUAGUAUUAUUAACGGCAUUGCUUCGAGCGAGUCAGACUUCUUCUCUACAGCACUGAUGAAGUAUGUGGAUGAUGUUUUCAAGAAAAGAGGUCCCAAUUUCAAUCGCGACUUUUUGAAAAAGCUUGGAAAAGUUGAAGCCAACGACAUUCAAAAAGUACUUGCCAAGUAUUUUGUUAACAUUUUUGAUUCCAAAAAGGCAACCGUCUUUGUGAGUUGCCAUCCUGCGAAAUUAGACGCCGUCAGUAAAUUCAUGGUGAGCGAAGGCUACGAAAUACUUGUCGAAGAGCUUGAAAAUGACAGUGAAGAUGCGAGUGAUGACGAAAGUGAGGGCGACAGCGAAACUAGCGAAGGAGAGAGUGCUAACAAUACGCAUUCGGAUGAAGAAAAAUAG
This is a messenger RNA of Lachancea nothofagi CBS 11611, 3141 nucleotides long. NCBI's taxonomy places the organism in Eukaryota, Fungi, Ascomycota, Saccharomycetes, Saccharomycetales, Saccharomycetaceae. The record is from the annotation of a GenBank genome assembly.